This is a messenger RNA of Populus nigra (black poplar), 2177 nucleotides long. RefSeq names its product protein PHYTOCHROME KINASE SUBSTRATE 4. Gene Ontology annotation, biological process: phototropism. Bases 359 to 1981 code for a protein of 540 amino acids. The transcript has a single exon. Lineage: Eukaryota; Viridiplantae; Streptophyta; Magnoliopsida; Malpighiales; Salicaceae. The record is from RefSeq and is a predicted model, not a curated record.
UGCUGGAACUGUGACUAAUCCCCAUGCCACUUGAGAAUUCGAAUGUGUUGCGUGGGACCUGACGCCAUGCUCUUUGACGAGGUGUGAAGACCACUAUUUUCUUAUCAUCCAUCCCCUAAGAAAAAGACGAGAGAGAGACUGUAACUGCUAAAUUAUAAGACUAGGUGGGAACAUUUUACUGCUUUAUUAUUGAUUCUUGCUGUAGACGAGGGAUGUGUUGUACCUCUCUACAUAUAGUAGAACAAAGGGAAUUCCAGAGGCAGCCCAUGCUAUAUUAUUACUACUACUACUGUUCUUUUCUCAUACUUUUGUGUGCAAUUGGAUUUGAAUUUUUGGUUAAAAGAGUGUGAAUUUUAGUAUGGAAAGAUCGAGAGUGAUGAAAACUAUUGCCGCGGGAAGCAUAGCUCCACAGCCAAUUUUUGACAUCAUUGAACCCACUAAUCCUUACAUUUCUUAUCCACAAAAAUCAACUGUUAGAGAUGCAUCCUUUUCUUCUUAUCUCAGACCGACGCCAGAACAGAUUAAUCGAGUUGAUGAUUCUGAGAUAUGCAUUUUUGAUGCGCAGAGUUAUUACUUCAACGAAGGUGGCAGCUGUGAUCCCAAAUUGAACAAGAGAGUUUCUCCAGUUAAUGCUAAUCUUGAACGCAUAUCCGAGCGAUAUGAUUUCUCUUCGGUUCCUAGAUUCUCUUCUGCUUCAUCUUCUGUUGUGGAUGGAUAUGGUAGGAAUUAUAGAGCUCGCUCUUUCCACGCAACGCCAACAGCUUCAUCUGAAGCUAGUUGGAAUAGCCAGACUGGCUUAUUGUCGAAUCCACCUGGUGCUAUCGCUGUCUCGCUGCGAAAUCCACCUCGAAACGAUGACAAGAAAAAGGGGCGCGGCACAAAAUGGCUUCUUGGGAGAAAAUGUCCAUGUUCAGGUAAGAAAUCUGUUCAAAUUGAGGAAAAGCUAUCAGAAGCAAGAACCCCAUCGCGGAUAAGCCACACUAGAGUCUCUUCGGAUCUCAAAAAGAAGAUUCAGAAUCAAAUUCCUACCACUGUAGAAAAUCCUCUUGAAAAAAGUUUGGGUGCACCGGACUGGCUCGAAAGGCGUGAAGUAAUUCCUAGCACUCAUAGAAUCUCAUUAGACAACAAGCUCGAAAGACGUGAAGUGAUUCCUAAUUCUCAUCGAAUCUCAGCAGACAAUAACCGAUUCCCUUCAAGCUUAAGCCACCAACUUGUAGUGGCCUCAGCAAGACCAUUCAGUACUGAUACUACUGCUGGGUUCAGUUUUCCUGUACAGAGCCAAACCCCACCUCCUACAAAACUGGUGUUGCCAUCAGCUACUUAUAACCCUCCUCUUGAGGAUCCACCUCGCCAUUCGUUGGAAGUUUUUCGGCCAGCUGAUGAUCCUAUUCCAACCAAGUCAAUUUCUGAUCUUCACCGACGUCAAAGCUUCACAGUCAUAGACGAUGACAUGGCAAGUGAUGCAAGUUCAGACCUGUUUGAGAUCGAGAGCUUCUCAACUCAAACAACAUCAUAUGCAAUGUGUCCUAAUCUUCGUGAUUCUCUUGAUGAUGCUUCAAGCUUUAACGCAAGGCGAUUAGCUGCAACCAAUGGAGGGAGUUUGUAUUGUAGACGAAGUCUUGAUGAUCCUAGAACACCAUCAGUUGCAGCAACAGAAUGUUAUGAGCCAAGCGAGGCUAGCAUAGACUGGAGUGUGACAACAGCAGAAGGCUUUGAUAGAGGAAGUGUUACAAACUUCUCAGUUAGUGCAUCAGAAGUUGAUGAAAUGACAAUGAUGCGCGGCGGCGGCGGCGGCGGAGCAGGGAAGAAGAGAGGAGGGAAUGGAGGGUUGUUGAUGAGCUGUAGGUGUGAGAAGGCGGUAAGUGUGGGGCCACAUCCGGUAAAAUGUGUGGCCACAGAGGGACAAAGAGUAGUGAGUUCCACACAGAGGCAUGUGGGAAGUAGGGCAGCUAUUAAGAACAAACCACCACUAGCUAGCUAGGUCUCACUCUGUUCGCUUGCCAUGACCUUUUGCAGUAUAGGAAGCAAGCUGUGAUGGUACGUAAACAACUUGCUUCCCAUGUUCAGUUCCUCUAAGCAGAGACUCUUUUCUUCCUUUUCAUUGAAUGUUGAUCAAGCGACUUAAUACUUUUGUUUGAGUGAAUAAAUGAACAAUUACAGUGCAUUUGAAGUUCUAA